AUGGAUCUGUACCAGUAUUACAUAUAUGAAAAUGCCGAUCAACGAACUAAAGACUGGUUUCUGGCAGGGUCACCGUUUCCGAUGGUCGUCAUCAUUUUUUGUUACUUAGCAUUGAUCUAUUACAUAGUGCCUAGAUACAUGCGAAACCGAGAAGCUUUUCAGCUGAAAACUUUCAUGGGUAUCUACAAUUUGUUCCAGGUGUUUUACUGCGUGUUCCUAAUAGCCAAUUUAGUGAAAGCCGGUUGGAGACCGUACUUUUUUUACCAAUGCGUAGAAACGGAUUAUUCCGACAACCCAAAUGCGGUGCGAAUGGUCGAAACGACCUGGUAUCUGAUGAUGAUCAAGCUGUUCGAACUGCUAGAGACGGUGCUAUUCGUGUUACGGAAGAAACAAAAUCAAGUCACGCUGCUACAUGUCUACCAUCACAUCAGUACGUUAGUGAUUGCAUACAUUUACACCAAGUACAUCGGAGGGAGCAUGCUGACAUUUUCCAUUGUGGCCAACUGUAUAGUCCAUAUAAUUAUGUACUCGUAUUACUUCAUGUCCGCUUACAAUGUGUCUCUAUUUAAAUUCCUCGUUGUGAAGUACAAAAAGUACAUCACCAAAAUUCAACUUAUUCAGUUCUGUUUGAUGAUGAUGAACAACUUGCUCGGACUCAAUCCACGCUGCAACGUUUCUCGCCCGUUUCUUGCAAUGUACAUACCAAACAUCCUUAUCUUGACCUACCUUUUCUACGAUUUUUAUAAAAAAUCUUACAACAAGUCCAAAGGCAAGGAAGAAAAAUUAUCAUAA
Messenger RNA from Anopheles nili, 792 nucleotides. Its product is annotated as elongation of very long chain fatty acids protein 7-like. The record is from RefSeq and is a predicted model, not a curated record. Gene Ontology annotation, cellular component: endoplasmic reticulum membrane. The transcript is spliced from 6 exons. The coding region runs from base 1 to 792 and encodes 263 amino acids. NCBI's taxonomy places the organism in Eukaryota, Metazoa, Arthropoda, Insecta, Diptera, Culicidae. Gene Ontology annotation, molecular function: fatty acid elongase activity. Gene Ontology annotation, biological process: fatty acid elongation, saturated fatty acid; fatty acid elongation, polyunsaturated fatty acid; very long-chain fatty acid biosynthetic process.